Molecule: messenger RNA, 1100 nt
Organism: Coturnix japonica (Japanese quail)
Lineage: Eukaryota; Metazoa; Chordata; Aves; Galliformes; Phasianidae
Gene: DBNDD1
Product: dysbindin domain containing 1
Biological process (GO): negative regulation of protein kinase activity
Cellular component (GO): cytoplasm
Source: RefSeq, a predicted model, not a curated record
CCCGGCCCCACCCCCGCGGCGGGCAGGAGCGAGCGGGCUGCGGGCUGGCACCGGGCCCACCCCGCCCCGCCCAGUACCGGGCACCGAGCACCGACACCGGCAACCGGCACCGGCCCGGCCCGGCCGGCCCAUGGAGGCUCCGGGAGCGGGCCGGUACCGCAGGAGACAGCCGGUGAGCCUGAGCAACGCAGCACGGAGACGACAUGCAGACGGGGGCCAGAGGGGAUUGCUGCGGCAGGGACCAGCGCCCCGAGCUGGGCAAAGAGGCACUGGCUCCAGAACGAACAGCAGGGACCCCCAUCCCUGGGACAGCGGAGGAGACCACUGGUGCCCCCACGGAGGAACAGGGUGGCAUCCCCAUCCCCACUGCCAGCCUGCUGCAGGUCACCGAGCGGAGACAGCCGCUGAGCAGCGUGUCCUCGCUGGAGGUGCACUUUGACCUGCUGGACCUCACAGAGCUGACCGACAUGUCAGACCAGGAGCUGGCCGAGGUCUUCGCUGAUUCUGACGAGGAGAACGUGGCCAGCGAGUCGCCUGGCGGGCUGCACCCGCAGGCAAUGCCGCGGGCAGGGUACCUGCGCUCACCAUCCUGGACUCGUGCACGCGAGCAUGGCCGGGACAAGAAGCAUCUCAGUGACUCAGAGCUGCAGCCGGGCACCACGGACGCCUUCCUGGCAGUGGAGCAGCCACAGCAGGAGUAGGAGCUGCCCCGGCUGGUGGGGACAGACACGGGGACACGCAGAGCUGGGUGCUUUGCCUUGUCCCCAGCACUUUCUGACCACGUUCCCCACUCCCUGCCCCAGGAAAAAGCCGUGCAGGACAAAGGACUCGCUAUGGGACAAGUGGCGUGACCGGGCCUGUGGGGUGGCAGCUUCAGACCACGGGUACCAAGCAAUGCCAAAGCUGGUGGCUUGGUGGGGAGGGGGAACUGGCCCCCUCGGCCCUGUAGCACAAUGGGGGCUGCACUGCCUGGCCCCCACCUCCUUCCCACCAUGGUCCCACUGUGGCAGGACCAGGAGCCGUGCAGUGUCUGCACUGUACCGCCCACCGCCAUGUAGCAGUUGUGUGUACUGUUAAAACCAACCAACCCGUGGCCACUG